GGGAGUAGUGGCUCAUUUCCAAGCAGCACACAUAGGUGUAGAGGAAUAUGCUCUUUGUAGAGCUGGGAGAAGUAAUGGCGGCGUUUAUCAUCAUGCGCAGGGCAUUCGAGAAGGAUACAAGGUAUAUGCACAUGGGUAGAGAAGCUUCGGCCAAAAAGCGGUUCAAAACAAAUCGCCAGCGACAUCGGCCCGGAGGGUCACGUGAAGGAUGCGAUUGAAGCGCGACUAGGAGAGGUGGGGACAAACAUCAUUGAAAUUAAUUAGCUUGUGACUAGAGGCAUAAUCAUUUGUAUUUUUAAACAAGCUAAAUAUAAUUAUUAGAUAUUAUCAGUCAUAUUUAGCGCGCUACAAAAUUCAAAACUGUCUUUGUUUUUGCUAAUAAUAUGCAUACUUCUUAUUAGCGUCCUCUGUACGCCACUAGCAAAAAGGCCGGCUAGCAAUAGCGAUAUUCACAGUUCUUUGUAGACAUUGUGGCGCGCGGAAAGACAGGCAACGUCCGACUGCUUGCUUGUGUUUGGGCGUCCACGUGCUCUUGGGGGCGCUGUCUGCUGUUACCUACGGAAGACGUGCUUCACAUCGGCCCCGUGUUGCUGAUCGAUUUAUUGCGUCCAAAUCAUCGACACCUCGGAAUUUUCGGUGCCAAUCGAACGAGCAAGUCUUCCCGGUCACAGGGAGGUAUCGGCAGUGAGUGAGUGUCGAUUUUGUGGGAGUUUGCGUGUUCGCCGGCCGGGUGGGGCCGCUAGGCCUAACUCGAGCACGUCGACAUGGAGGAUCCUCUCGGCGGUUCUACGGUGGAUGUGGCCAAGAAUGGCGGUCCGACGGUCGUCUCGAUGGUCGGGGAGGAUGUCGACCCUGAUUUUUGUGCAGGCUGGAUGCGCGCUCGGGCACGCGGGGGUACUCAGGUGGAGAAGGAGCCCAGGCCUAGUUCCUACGUGGCCCGGAAGGUCAUCGAGAAGGUCAAGCGCAUGGGGAGGAUGCCGAGAGUGGGACUGGAGGGCGAGAACAAGGUGGUGGUGAGGCCGCGAGGUGGCCUGGAUUUGAGGAAGACGUCGAUCGUCGUCGUGGCGGACGCAAUCCGGGCGGCGGCUGGGAUCUCGGAGGAGGCGGCCUCGUUGGAUACGCAGUGCCCGAACGUGCAGCAAAAUGUGGUGGUCAUCAGUACGGGGAGCGACGCCAGGGCGGUCAAGUAUGCUGCGGUGACGUGUAUCUGCGUGGCGGGGAGGUCCUACGAAGUGUGGGCUUACGUCACGGCUCCCUUUGACACCGUCAAGGGGGUGAUCCGUGGCGUCCCGGUGCACCAUACGGCGGAGGAGAUUGAGCGACUUCUCAUCGGGCCCAGGAACCCGACGGUGCGAGCGGCGGAGCGUAUCGGCUCUUCGGCAACGGUCGUGGUGAUCUUUGGGGGUGACUUAGUGCCGUAUCAGGUGUUCUACGGCGGGAGUGUGUUGCGGUGCUCCCUGUAUAGGAAGCACUAUGAGGUGUGCAAGACGUGUGGCCGUGUCGGUCAUCGAACUGAUGUGUGCCCAACCCCCGGCGUCAGACGGUGCUUGGGAUGUGGCGGAACUCCGGACCCGGGACAUACGUGUAGUCCCAGAUGUGGCUUGUGUGGGGGUCCGCAUGUUACCGGGGAUAAGGUGUGUAAGAAUCGGUUUCGUACGCCGUACAUCGUUCGUAGGCGGCUGUGGGAGAGAGCGGAGCGGGGUCUGUCCGGGGAUCGGCCGUCUCCUCCCCCGCGGGGUUCUGCGGAAGAAUACCCUAGGCUGGUAAGGUCUCGCGAGUCUGAGAGGCCGGCGGCACGUAGUCGCAGCAGGAGCACAAGUGGUCAGAUCACGUGGGCCCAGGCGGUGCAGUCUGAUCGGGGAGAGGUUGCCAAGUUGCGUGAGGAGAAUCGUAGGCAAGCUGCUGAGGUCGUGGAGCUGAGAAGGGAGAACAAGAAGUUAGUGAAGACCGUGGAGGAGCUGAAGGCACUGGUCGAGGGCUUGGUUCGUCGGCUGGACAGUUCGGCUCCUCCCUCGGGACCGGAGGACUCUGCCCCUCCCGCCAAGCGCAGGAGUGUGGAGGCUCGCAGAUGUAGGGGGGAGGGUGUUGAGGACAGGUUUGAGGAGAUUGAGGGCCAUGUCGGUCUGGUGGAAGACGGGGUGAAACAGCUUAACGAGAAGAUGGAUUCGAUCAUGAAGGUGCUAACGGUGAUGCAGGGUACUUUACAGCGAAAUUCAGAGGGACAAUGGCAUCAAGCUUAA
Molecule: messenger RNA, 2240 nt
Organism: Ixodes scapularis (black-legged tick)
Lineage: Eukaryota; Metazoa; Arthropoda; Arachnida; Ixodida; Ixodidae
Exons: 1
Coding region: 765-2240 (491 amino acids)
Source: RefSeq, a predicted model, not a curated record